Messenger RNA from Amaranthus tricolor (Joseph's coat), 1128 nucleotides. Its product is annotated as 20 kDa chaperonin, chloroplastic-like. Gene Ontology annotation, cellular component: chloroplast; mitochondrial matrix. Gene Ontology annotation, biological process: positive regulation of superoxide dismutase activity. The transcript has 6 exons. Lineage: Eukaryota; Viridiplantae; Streptophyta; Magnoliopsida; Caryophyllales; Amaranthaceae. Gene Ontology annotation, molecular function: protein-folding chaperone binding; transition metal ion binding; protein folding chaperone. The record is from RefSeq and is a predicted model, not a curated record. Bases 199 to 960 code for a protein of 253 amino acids.
AAUGACUAAUGAUCCAUCAACCCAACUACCCAUCCAACGUUACGAUCCUAGAAUCCUCCUUUCCUUAACCAAUUUAUCCUCGAAACUUCUAGGGUUUCAUUAUCCUCUUCAAAUCAUCUAAUCUCUCCAUCUCUUUUGACUCACUCUCUGCACCAAUUUUCUACUCUCCAAUACCUCAACCCAACACUUUACAGAGUAAUGGCAGCAGCACAACUUACAUCAGCAACUGUAUCAAGCAGGAUCUUGCCUACUUUUGAAGGGCUUAGGCCUUCAUCAGUCAAGAUUAAUGCUUUUGUACCAUUAAGGCAAGGGCUUAACCAGAAGUCUUUCAGACCUCUUGUUGUUAGAGCUGCUACUGUUGUUGCUCCCAAGUAUACCUCACUUAAACCUCUGGCUGAUAGAGUACUGGUCAAGAUCAAGGAAGCUGAGGAGAAGACAUCUGGCGGAAUUUUGCUACCCACAACGGCCCUAACUAAGCCCCAGUCCGGUGAAGUGGUAGCCGUUGGAGAAGGCAGGACUGUUGGGAAGAGUACAAUAGAAGUCGGUGUGAAGACUGGUACCCAGGUUGUGUAUUCCAAGUAUGCAGGGACUGAGCUCGAAUUUAAUGGGUCAAACCAUCUACUACUUAAGGAAGAUGACAUUGUCGGCAUUCUUGAGACAGAUGAUAUCAAAGAUCUUAAACCUAUGAAUGAGAGAGUUCUUAUUAAGGUUGCUGAGGCCGAAGACAAAACCGCUGGAGGUCUAUUAUUGACGGAGGCCGCUAAAGAGAAGCCAUCAGUCGGCACUGUGAUUGCUGUCGGUCCUGGUCCGCUCGAUGAGGAAGGUAAUAGAAAACCGUUGUCACUUUCGACAGGAAACACAGUAAUGUAUUCCAAGUAUGCAGGAAAUGAGUUCAAGGGUAAGGAUGGUUCCGACUAUAUAGUUCUUAGGGCAUCCGAUGUCAUGGCUGUGCUUUCUUAGUCGCAAAUCCCAGAAACUAUGUAGAAGGAUUGCUUAGAUGGUAAUGAUUUUUGUAGCAAUCUGCAGGGGACUCAAGUGUUUAUAUAGCUGUAUUUCAAAUUUUGAUUGUUGAGGUUAUUGUUUCACUUACCAAAUUUUCUACUUGAAUAAUACUUCUCUACACUUAUA